AUGGACCUUAAAAAAGCUUAUGAUACCGUUGAUUGUGAUUUUUUAGAGGAGAUACUUGUGGCAUUGAACUUUCCAAUUAAGUUUGUGAUGCUGAUUAUGAAUUGUGUGCGUACUCCUCGGUUUUCCUUGCUUUUAGAUGGCUCGCUUCAUGGUUUCUUUGAGUCUAAGAAGGAUUUAAGGCAAGGGGACCCUUUAUCUCCUCCUCUUUUUGUCAUCUGUAUGGAAUACUUAUCAAGAACCUUAACUAAGAUAAUGUUAUUCUGUUUUGUAGAGGAGAUUACAAAUCAAUAUUGUUGUUGCUGCAAGGGUUUAAAAGAUUUUUUUGACACUUCUUGUUUACAAGCAAAUGCUUACUCUUGUGAAGUUCUGAUGUUUAUUCAUCGCUAUUGGGCUCAAGUUAUGAUCCUUCCGAAGGCCCUAUUGGAAAGAAUUAACCAAAUAUGUCAAGCUUUCCUUUGGCGUGGUACAUAUGAGCAUAAUGGCCCUUGGUAUUUUUCUUGGGGAGAUGUAUGUAAGAAGAAGAUUGAAGGUGGUCUGGGCUUGAGAAAUAUUGUUUACUGGCAUAUUGCAGCUAUUGGGAAACAUGUUUGCCAUAUCUCAAUGAACAAGGAAAACCUUUGGGUGAAAUGA
Molecule: messenger RNA, 630 nt
Organism: Humulus lupulus (European hop)
Lineage: Eukaryota; Viridiplantae; Streptophyta; Magnoliopsida; Rosales; Cannabaceae
Exons: 3
Coding region: 1-630 (209 amino acids)
Source: RefSeq, a predicted model, not a curated record